AUUGAUAACAGAGACUAACAGAAGCCAGGCAGGUGAGCAGAGGAGAGAAAAAGAGUUGGAAGAUGCAGCAGGAGGGAGCAGGCUGCCUGCAAAACACGCACGUGAAACUCCUCGCCUUCGAUCUCCUCUCUCUCACCCAAUCUCCCUCCUUCUCCCGCAGAGGAAUCCCUCUCUCACGCGUCGAAACCCUCGGCUCCGUUACCCUCCGCGACCUCAAGCCCGGCCUCUUUCUCUGCUUCGCUAUCGACGACGGCACCGGCUGCGUCCCCUGCCUGCUCUGGCUCAACAACCGCCACUCCCCCUCCGUCACCCGCCGCCACCGCCACGACCUCGCCGAGCACUUCGCCGCCCUCCUCACGCUCGGCUUCGUGGGUCGAGUCAGAGGCAGGCUCGGCUGCUACAAGGGCGCCGUGCAGGUCACCGUCUCCGACGUCAUGCUCGAGAGAGACCCCAACGCCGAGAUCCUGCACCGCCUCGAUUGCAUCUUCUUGGCUCGCAACUGUUACAAUCUUUUGCCUUCGCCGUCUUCUUCUUCUGCGCCGCCACCACCACCACCGCACAUGUAGAAUCUGAAUCGAUCAUCCUCUUUCUUUUUUGUUUGAUUACAUAAGGUUGCGCCCCUGGAUGAUUACUUUUUGUUCAGUGUGGAACAUUGUUUGUCCAAUCCAAAUAUCAUGCUCUAUUGUACACGUUUUUAGUUGCUCAUUUGUCACAAAUUUCACCCGAGUAAAUGUACCAGAUAAUAUAAAGAAGGUUAAAAUUAUUUUUCAA
This is a messenger RNA of Cajanus cajan (pigeon pea), 771 nucleotides long. Its product is annotated as CST complex subunit STN1. Lineage: Eukaryota; Viridiplantae; Streptophyta; Magnoliopsida; Fabales; Fabaceae. The record is from RefSeq and is a predicted model, not a curated record. Gene Ontology annotation, molecular function: nucleic acid binding.